CGAGAGAGAAAAUCACAACACAGGCAGAUAGACAGCAACAGACACGAAGCGGGGAUUUGAGAUAGGACCAAAUAGACUAAAGAGGGAGUUGGCGAUUGAGAAAGUGAGAGAGAUAGGGUCAAUACACCGGGCGAAACGGGGACAUAUUGAUUUGAUGAAUAUUGCGUCAAAAUCGGUUAGAAUAACUCUCUGUGUUCCCUGAGUGACGGGAAGAGAGAUAACACACGCACGCACACACACCGUCCGGAGUCCGAAAAUGGAGGGCAUGGCAUAUGGAGCUGGGAAGGCUGGAGGUGCUUUCAACCCUAUAACGUUCUUCCAGCAGCCACACACCAUCCUCCGGAUCCUCUCUUGGUCCACAGCAUCUUAUUCCAAAAUGAAGCUGGCUUGUCCAAAUGUGCGUUUGCAUACCUCUAGCGACUCUGUUUGUGGCGUGUGUGCAGAAAAGGCUUCUUCCGCAUCACUCUCCCAUACAGCUUCUUUUUUCUCUAUUGUGAUCUUUGGUUCUAUAGCCAACGAGGGUUACGUGAACCGACCGGACGAGGCCCAGGAGUUCUGUAUUUUCAACAGGAACCAGAAUGCGUGUAACUAUGGACUGUUCAUGGGAACCUUGGCCUUUCUCUGCUGUCUGGUCUUCCUGGCCCUGGAUGUCUACUUCCCACAGAUCAGCUCCGUCAAGGACCGCAAGAAGGCUGUACUGGCAGACGUAGGGGUUUCAGCAUUCUGGUCCUUCAUGUGGUUCGUGGGGUUCUGUUUCCUGACCAACCAAUGGCAGGUGGCGAAGCAGGAGGACAACCCCCUGAGGGAGGGAGGGGAUGCCGCUCGUGCUGCUAUCACCUUCGCCUUCUUCUCCAUAUUCACCUGGGGUGGGCUGACUCUCUUCUCCAUGGAGAGGCUAAAGAGUGUGUCCUUCCAAGAGGAAUACCAGAAGCUGUUCACCCCUCAGCCCCCCAUCCCACUAAUAUAAUCUGUGUUCUUCUAAUAACCUUCCAGCUCCCUUUGCUUUUAAAACUGCAGUCUGCAAUUACAACUUUUCACCCCCAGCCCCCCAUCCCACUAAUAUAAUAUAAUAUGUUGUUUUAGUAGGAAACCUAGAUCUCCAAUCCCUCUGCAGCUAACCUCCUUAUUGCUUCUAGUCAGACGCUGCUGUGACUGUGAUAUCUCUGUAUGACACACACACACACACACACACACACACACACACGCAGACACACAGAUACACACACACAGCGUAGGCAGGCAUCUACGGUAGGCUACCUCCACCAUUUUGUGAAAGGCUGGCGAAUUAGUUUGGUGUCUUUAUAACUCAAAAGCCUUUAAAAUGCUUUAGCUAUUCAAUAAAUAUGCACAUUUAGUGAAAAUACAUUUUUUAUCACAGUUACUGCAUAUCUUCUUGUGCUCUUGUCUUUUUUUAUCUGACGAGUGUGAAUGAUUGUUUGUUUUUACCAAACCAAAGAGUGAGAUGUGAAUGGCUAAACGACUGCUUUGAUAACUAACUGACCUGAGUGACUCAAGGCUCGUGUCUCAAAGGGCACCCUAUUCCCUAUGUAGUGCACUACUUUAGACCAAAACCCUAUUCCCUAUGUAGUGCACUACUUUAGACCAGAACCCUAUUCCCUAUGUAGUGCACUACUUUAGACCAGAACCCUAUUCCCUAUGUAGUGCACUACUUUAGACCAGGGCCCUAUUCCCUAUGUAGUGCUCUACUUUAGACCAGAGCCCUAUUCCCUAUGUAGUGCACUACUUUAGACCAGAGCCCUAUUCCCUAUGUAGUGCACUACUUUAGACCAGAGCCAUAUUCCCUAUGUAGUGCACUACUUUAGACCAGAGCCCUAUUCCCUAUGUAGUGCACUACUUUAGACCAGAGCUAUAAAGGGAAAAGGGUGCAAUUUGGGACACAAACAAGCAAUCUAAUAAAGAUUUAACCUGGCUUUCCAGACAACUAAUUCAAUUCACUUACUUUUCUUUCUUUCUUUCACUCCCUUUCAAACCUAAUCCACAAAUGCUGCAUUUGUUUAUCAUCUCUUACACCUCUACCUAACCACACCCCAUCCACCCCAAACCUCCACUCUCUACGAUACCCAUCCACCGUUCAACUACCCCUUCAAAACAUCCCUUCCCAACCUACCCACUCCUCUCUACCUUACCCCUUAGCCUCCUCCACCUUCUUCACCCUCCUCCCUUCUAUUUACCUCCACCUCACCACCUAAUCUACACACCUCUACCUCUCUCUCCACCUACCCCAUCCCCACCCUAACCUCCUCAACCAUCCCACCGCACCUUCUUCACCCCACCUCCAUCCCUCUUCCCUUCAUCUCACCCCCAACCUACACCCCUCUACCUCCCCACCUCCCUCACAUUUCCCUUCAUCUCACCCCCCAACCUACACCCCUCUACCUCCCCACCUCCCUCCCAUUUCCCUUCAUCUCACCCCCAACCUACACCCCUCUACCUCCCCACCUCCCUCGCAUUUCCCUUCAUCUCACCCCCAACCUACACCCCUCUACCUCCCCACCUCCUUCCCUCUUCACUUCAUCUCACCCCCCAACCCCAACUAUGCCCUCCCACACCACUCUCUUCACCCACCUCCUCCCUCCCUCCCCAAGGCGGCCCAGUCCUUCUUCGGCUAUCAGAGGUACCAGCUGGGGGCAGACUCUGCUCUCUUCUCCCAGGACUACAUAGACCCCAGCCUGGAUGCUGGGGCGGCCGGGGACCCCUACACCUUCACGGCCGGGGGGGACGAUCUGGGACAAGGAGCCCCUGUGGGGGGGUCCUCCUAUCAGGGGAUGAACGGCGAGGGGGGUGGGGGGUACCAGGAGUACUGAGGGAGGACAGUGGGGAUGAAAGGAGGAUGGGGGAGUAGAGUGUUGAAGGGUAGGGAGCGGGAAGGAGUGAAAAAUGGAGGAGGCGUGGAAGGGGGAGCCAGGGCUUGGGGAGGACCAGAGGGAUGGAGGAAGGACAGGAGGAGGGGGGAGUGGUUGGAGGGAUGGAUGGAUGGAGAAGUGGAGGGAUGGAUGGAUGGAUGGAGAAGUGGAGGGAUGGAUGAUGGAGGGGGAGGAGUCAGGAUAAGUGUGUGUGUGUGUGCAGGGACAUUCAGUCAUAGAACUGACUUAUAACAGACUUUCAUUCAUUAGUUGGACCAAAGCAUAGUUCUUAGGCUGUAGCGAGAAGGCAAAGCUAUUGUGGUGUAGAUAGUUCAUCACAGCUACUACCAAAACAGAUCUCUUCAUCACAUAUAUAUUUUUUAUAGUUAGAAAAUUAGAAAUCCCAAGUUUCAAUGUACAUAAGAAUGCUUAAUAGAUGUUAAUGUUUUUCAUGUAUCAUUGGACAAAACAUGCCUCUAAGUAUACUGUAUAUUGAAACUAAUCUCUGACUGUAGUUUGACGUAGCCUAUCGACCGACUAAAUCUGUAAAUUAAUCUACCGGUUUGGGGUGUUCAAAAAUAACAUGACUAUAUUUAAGGGCAUUACUAUAUGCUUUCUGUAAAAAGUUUAACUUGGGCUACUCAGUCAGUAUGCUGUGUUAUUGUGCUCAGAUACAAGGAGAGGAACUAUUUUUAUCUCUCCCUUGACCUAUUUCCUUUCAGGGUCCAGAGAAUUCGUUUUUAUUUUGGAAUAAAAAUAAUUUCAGUUUUA
This is a messenger RNA of Oncorhynchus kisutch (coho salmon), 3635 nucleotides long. RefSeq names its product synaptogyrin-1-like. The record is from RefSeq and is a predicted model, not a curated record. Gene Ontology annotation, cellular component: neuromuscular junction; synaptic vesicle membrane. Lineage: Eukaryota; Metazoa; Chordata; Actinopteri; Salmoniformes; Salmonidae. The transcript is spliced from 6 exons. Bases 257 to 967 code for a protein of 236 amino acids.